UCCGGGUGGCCACAGUGCUCUAGAAGCCGCUUUGGAUGCCAGAUUUCCAGACUCGUGGAGCCACAGAGGCCCAGGUCAACUGCGUGUCCUUCCCUGUGAAGAAUUGUGUCUACUUCAUCUCUGCCUCUCACAUUGACUUGGAGCUUUACAGGAAGAGCAAUGGCCCCGGCCCCGAUUAACAAGAGGAAGAGGGAGGAAGCAACAUGCUCCAUCUGCCUGCAGCUGAUGACAGAGCCUGUGAGCUUUGACUGUGGGCAUAGCUUUUGCCACCAGUGCAUAGAGGGCAGCAUUGAGGAGCAACAAGAGAAGUCAGGGGAGCAACCAGGGACAUCAGUGGAGCAACCAGAGAGGAGGAGAUCAAGGUGGAGAUGGGCCUCUGACUACCGUUUGCUUCGGGCAUCAAUGGGUGAGAAAUAUAUGGAGUGUUUAGGUGAAUACAUCAGUGCAGCCCACAGGAAGUUAGAGAGUGAGAAGCUGUGUGAGGAACACGGAGAGCAGCUCCGCCUGUUCUGUGAGGACACCGGGCAGCUCAUCUGCAGUGGCUGUGCACAGUCUCCCCAGCACAGUGGACAUGACCAUGUCCUUGCCAAAGAUUUGCCUCUGCGCUCCAAGGAAAAACUCCAGGAGGCUAAGACAAAACUGAGAGACCUGAGUUGGAAGUUGAAGCCAAGAGAACAAACAACAGAAUGGGAGGACAUGAAAGACUCCUUGGCCACGAGUUCAGUCCCAGAGUCCGUGUCUUCAGAACCUCACACAGACUGCAACAAUUCUGAGCUCCACUGUGAGGAGAGGAAAAAUUAA
Talpa occidentalis (Iberian mole) is the source of this 801-nucleotide messenger RNA. Its product is annotated as E3 ubiquitin-protein ligase TRIM38-like. Lineage: Eukaryota; Metazoa; Chordata; Mammalia; Eulipotyphla; Talpidae. Bases 160 to 801 code for a protein of 213 amino acids. The record is from RefSeq and is a predicted model, not a curated record. The transcript is spliced from 5 exons. Gene Ontology annotation, molecular function: zinc ion binding.